Numida meleagris (helmeted guineafowl) is the source of this 1579-nucleotide messenger RNA. It is a transcript of the gene VCPKMT, whose product is annotated as valosin containing protein lysine methyltransferase. Gene Ontology annotation, cellular component: cytosol; cytoplasm. The record is from RefSeq and is a predicted model, not a curated record. The transcript is spliced from 5 exons. Gene Ontology annotation, biological process: peptidyl-lysine methylation. Lineage: Eukaryota; Metazoa; Chordata; Aves; Galliformes; Numididae. Gene Ontology annotation, molecular function: protein-lysine N-methyltransferase activity. The annotation marks the transcript as partial.
UCCCCUCCCCCCCGCCCUGACGGACAGCGCGGCUCUGCCCCGCAGCGAGCAGCCGGCCCCCGGGAGCGGGGCUCCGCGUCCCGGCCGCCAUGUCCGCCCGUCCCCGCCGCGGGGAGGAGGGGCCGCGCCGCCUCAGUGCGUGCGGCCAUGGCGGGCUUCGUGCGGGAGCUGGAGCGGCGGGGCGGGCCGGCGCUGCGGCUGGAGCAGCGGGCGGGCGGCGUGGGCUGCGUGGUGUGGGACGCGGCGCUGGUGCUCGCCAAGUUCCUGGAGACCGGCGCGUGGCCGCUGGCCCGCAGGGCCGUGCUGGAGCUGGGCGCGGGCACCGGCGCCGUCGGCAUCAUGGCGGCCACGAUGGGGGCCGACGUGACGCUCACCGACCUGCAGGAGCUGCAGGAGCUGCUGGCCGUGAACAUCGAGAACAACCGGCACCUGGUGACGGGGUCGGUGCGAGCCGAGGUACUGAAAUGGGGCGAGGACGUGUCCGAGUUCCGGCCGCCCCCCGACUACAUCCUGAUGGCCGACUGCAUCUACUACGAGGAGUCGCUAGAACCGCUGCUGAAGACGCUGCGAGAGCUGACUGGCCCUGAUACCUGUGUCUUGUGCUGCUAUGAACAGAGGACGAUGGGGAAGAACCCUGAAAUAGAGAGGAGAUACUUCGAGCUGCUUCAGGUGGACUUCGAGCUGGAGCGAGUUCCCCUGGAUCAGCACGACGAGGAGUAUCGCAGCGAGGACAUCCACAUCGUGACCAUCCACAGGAAGCGGACGGUGGGUGACGUCGCCAGGAAUGGGCAGAGCCGCCGUGCGCACGGCGCGGUUGGAGCGUCCCGUGGUCGAAGCUGUAAAAGCGACCGUGAAAUCCCGUGAGGGACCCCGUGAAGCUGCAGAGCAGAGCUGUGCUUGCACAGGGGAGCAAUUUUGUUCUGAAGCGCGGCGCUGAGCCGGGUGCAGGCCUUUGUGCUGCCCGUGAGCUGUGGGCUGGCGGGCUGAAGGGCUGGGGCAGCCAGGUGUUAAAAGCAAGGUGCACAGUGCUGCUCUGAGCACCCGCUGCUCCGCUCCACCGCCCUCCUCCCCACCCCGCUGCGUGGAGGUGGAGCUGAGCAGCCUGUCCGUGGUAAUCACAUGCUGGUUAUCAGGCAGAUAUGCAUGAAGAAGGUACUUGAUGCUGACGUGACACGCGGGCCCGGUGUUGGAACGAAACCGCUGUGUUCAAGCAUCUGUACCUCUCCAUUUUGUCUUUAAAUCUCUUCGCAGAAUUCCCCGUCCUGAGCUCCUUGGCAGCUGGCUGGAACCCUGCAGAGGAGGGAGCCCCACGAAGGAGCCGCCUGCAGCGUGUUUGCGCCACGGGAGGAGGAGAAGUGGCCUCGCUGGGCCGCGUGCCCCCCCCCCCCCUUUCUGCUGGGCAGGACGUGGUCUCCUGCUGUCUGCAGGCUCAGGCAGUGGGAGGCCAGAAUGGAAGCACGGCUCAGCGCAGCGCUGCUGUGUGUGUUCCGUGUGCCACAGGCAGCACUGCCUGAGGAGGAAGCCCCGUCUGGGGGACAGCCGAGCCCGGAGAGCCGCUCAAUAAAACUUUUCUACUUGA